Molecule: messenger RNA, 3187 nt
Organism: Polyodon spathula (Mississippi paddlefish)
Lineage: Eukaryota; Metazoa; Chordata; Actinopteri; Acipenseriformes; Polyodontidae
Product: G patch domain-containing protein 2-like
Exons: 10
Coding region: 61-1491 (476 amino acids)
Source: RefSeq, a predicted model, not a curated record
GCGGAAGUACGUAUCAAGUAGCUGAGAAAACAAAUAAGCAGGAACUGCGGAUGUUGAGAGAUGGAUGAGCUAGUGCAUGACCUGGCCUCUGCACUGGAACAGACUUCAGAACAAAACAAACUGGAGGAGCUGUGGGAGGAGAUGGUGCUGAGUCCACUGCAGCAGAGGAGGCAGAUUCGCAGGAGGCGGGGCAGGAAACGACGCUGUGACUCCUCCCACUCCCUGGAUCAUGCCCGCUGCUUCAGCGAGGCCUCUGAGUCCAGUCUGGAUGAAGCUGCCAAGGACUGCCGGGAGAACGCUGCCGCGGCCGCCAACUUCAGCGACUCGGACGACAUGAUCGUGGCCAAGAGACGACCCUCCUUCUCCUCCUCCUCCCUCAAAAACAAGCAGCACUCCUGGCCAGAGUCGGACUCGUUCACCGAGAACACACCGGGCCGGCCCCUGAGAAGGAGGCGGAAGGUGAAACGGAUGACCUCUGAUGUUACAGUCAGCCUCCAGCAGAAAUUAAAAGUGUCUGAGCUGGACACCGAAAGGAGCGGGAACCAUAAAUCUGCCAAAAAGCAGCGGCUGUCCAAGUUAAAGAAGAGCGUUCCCUGGACAACCGCCCACGAGUCCUUGAGUAAUAGAAGCUUCAUUAAUGAGGAGGGGUGGAAGGAGAAAAUGAUGUUUGAAGCAGAAGAGCAGAAGGAAGCCUCUGAUGAAAAUAUGUCAGAAUGUGAAACAAGUAGUGUGUGUAGCAGUGACCCUGGACUCUUUACAAAUGAUGAGGGGAGACAAGGAGAUGAUGAGCAGAGUGAUUGGUUCUUUGAGGGAGAGUGUGGCUCUGGAAUUGGGGUCCCUAGGUUUCUUCCCAACUGGGAAACAGACUCCCAGCCAGAGCUGGGACACCUGGAUUCUGGAUUGGAGAAGCUUUCAUCCCCAACUUUCCUCCAGCCCUCUCGACCUCCACAGAGAGGUUAUCAUGCACGCUUAAAUCGCCUGCCAGGCGUGGCUGCUCGUUGCAUCAGGAAGGGAAGGAGAAGGCUGCCUGGCAGGGACAGUGGUGUUGCAACCUUGUCUGCUGAAAGAAUAAACCACUUUUCACAAGACCCUUAUCAAAAAGAUUUUUGGUUACCAUUGAUAGGAAAAAGAGACUGGCACCAGUUUAACCCCUUGUCUUCCUUGUAUCCAGUGGAUGUGGUUACAGAUGGCUGCCACCGGAGGUGCUCUUCCUCACUCUGUAAAAACAGACAGACAAGCGUGCAUCUGGGAUUGCUGUGCACUGGCGACAUAAAAAGAAGAAGAAAAACGACCACAGCUCCUAGUUCUGCAGCAGCUUGCAUUCCCUUCCACGAGGAGAGUCGGGGUGAAGCUGCAGAGGGUGCUGGAAACCAUCGUAGUCCUGUAAGCCUGGAGUCCACCAGAGCGGGAGGGCCUUCGAUGUCUGAGAAGCCUGAUUUUAUCAAGCCAGCCAGUUUCUUCAGAUCACGGAGGGAGCAGGAGCACGACUGAAACGUGCUUCUCUUUACCAGCCUGGUUAAGUUUGUCUAGGUCACAAUCAAAGGCAUACUGUAGGUGCUGUAAAUAUAACUUCCACAGGGGAAACACGUUUUGUCUUUUAAAUUACUGGAGGGCAUUAAACCUAUAAAUGCACCCCAGUUCAAUCAGCACAGCUAAUAUUGUUCUUUACAUAUGUUUAGCAGUGGUGGGUAGCGACCUCCUGUCAAAAUAGCACUGUGUAAAUGACACAGUGCAAAUAGCAGGAUGGUGACGUUCCUAAGACCUACCAUUUUAAUAAAAAUGAAAUGUUUUUAAAAUGUUUGUGUUUUUGCUAAGGCAACUCUUACACUCCAGAGAGUAGGGAGCAUUUGGAAAUACACAAUGAAUUGGUGCUUUGUGGUUUUCUGUCCUUUGGGAGUCUUAUUGUAUAUUUCAGGUUCAAACAUUAAAGAAAAUAAGUGAAACACUAAUUGUGUUAUGCAUGUGUCCAAGUUCACCUGCCUAUAGUGACCACUCUUGACAAAUUUCCAUGUUACGUAUUUCAUCUGUUAAAAUCCGCAGGACUUAAAGAUUGCUUUGCAACCCAUGAGUGGUGGUUAAAGGCUGGUUUCACUGUAACGGAUAUUUUAACUGUGGUUUGCACAGUAUAGCAAAUUGAAUAAUUGUUUGUGUGGCCAUGUCAAUUUCCAGUAUCCUCUUACAGUAUAUUCAAGUUUAUAAAUUAUGUAAAUAGUACAACAGUAUCUAGAUACAGUACAAUACUGUAUCAUUCUUUGCAUUUUUUAUUAACUCAUGACUUACUUUUCCAGGGGGUUAUAAUCUACUGUAUCCACAGCUCUCUCUAGGUAGAAUUGGGAUCUAGUGUUCAAUCUGUUCAAAUACAGCCUCUGCUAUCAAAAGAAGGCUUCCUGAUUCAAGUAUGAAAACACUAUAUUAAAAAAAAAAACAUUGCUGACAUUUGAUAGACUACGCUGUAGAGUGCCACCUCUACGAGAGGAGUCAUGGAAACGCAUUCUCAAUAAGUCACAGGUUGAGUGAGCUGAGCGGGUCUCUGUUCCCAAAAGGUAUGCUUGAGCUGGCCAGUGGUGGUAGAACAAGUAGGAAUCAUGGCCUUCCCAGAGGCAGUUAACCGUCACAUUGGUGAUGCCUUUUUUGCAAUAACAUCACCUGCAUAUUCAGGGAAUGGAUUUCCAAUCGACGGAAUGGAAUCGGAGUGUGUAGGAAGUUUGGAAGUGUCACAUGGGUGCAAUCAGUUGCCUGCCCUGUUACAGUUAAGAAAUCCAGAGGCCUGAUAAAACUCAUAUUUCAUUCCCUGUAACGAUUACCUGUCAGCGGAAAAAGAGAUGUAUUGAUCUGUUUUCCUUUUUAAAGCAGCAGUCACCUGACAAAGGCACCUAGAAAAGCAUGACUGAGUGAUGCCCACAGCGUAACCCACUGUGGAGGUGCUUCAAAUGACCCGGUGACAAAGAAAUAUAAUGCAGCUAUAAACUCAACGUGAACUUGGGAAAUACACAAGACUGUUUCAUACUCUGACACUGUCUCAGACCAGGUCUCUGGCUGUGUCUCAGACCAGGUCUCUGGCAGUGUCUCAGACCAGGUCUCUGGCUGUGUCUCAGACCAGGUCUCUGGCUGUGUCUCAGACCAGGUCUCUGGCAGUGUCUCAGACCAGGUCUCUGGCAGUGUCUCAGACCAGGUCUCUGGCUGUGUC